AUGUCGAACCAGGCGCUUCUUCGUAUCGGAAGGGAGAUCAGUCAGAUCCAGCAGGGAGCUGACCUCUCACUUGCCGUGGCUUGCCAGGAAGCAGACAUUCGUAACGUCAAGGCUCUCAUAGUUGGGCCGCCUGGAACUCCCUAUGAAUUUGGCUUCUUCGAGGCUAUGACUACCAACGGCGGAAGAUGCCGUUUCAACCCCAAUAUUUAUGCCUCAGGCAAGGUUUGCGUGACAUGGGAGGGAAGUAGUGGGGAGCAGUGGUCGUCAGCUCAGGGCCUAGAGUCCAUCUUGAUCUCCAUUCAGAGCUUGAUGUCUGCAAACCCAUAUGAAAACGAACCCGGAUUCGAAAACUCCAAAUCUCCCACUGAUCUCAAAGCAAUGGAUAAUUAUAUUGCCAAGGUUAUACCACUCUUUUAA
Trichophyton verrucosum HKI 0517 is the source of this 417-nucleotide messenger RNA. RefSeq names its product ubiquitin conjugating enzyme (UbcH), putative. Gene Ontology annotation, molecular function: ubiquitin conjugating enzyme activity; cysteine-type endopeptidase inhibitor activity. Bases 1 to 417 code for a protein of 138 amino acids. Gene Ontology annotation, cellular component: nucleus. Gene Ontology annotation, biological process: negative regulation of apoptotic process. The record is from RefSeq and is a predicted model, not a curated record. The transcript has 5 exons. NCBI's taxonomy places the organism in Eukaryota, Fungi, Ascomycota, Eurotiomycetes, Onygenales, Arthrodermataceae.